GCUGGUGCCACCACCGCCGCCGCCUCCAGCCCACCCCCAGCGGGGCUCGCCUGCCUGCCGGUUUGGCUGAGCGGCGGGGAGCGAGGCGAGGCGGAGGCAGCUCUCGCUCCGCCCAGCCCAGCCGGGCUCCUGCUUUUCCCGGGGGCUGCCGAGGCUUGUCCCAGCCCCGCCGGCGCGGCGAGAUCUAGCCCGUCUCCCCGUCCCAAGUUUGCGCCAGGAGAGCCGAGAGGCGCCGCGUCCCCGGGCCGAGCAGGGCGCGCCACCGCCGGCGGGCUUGGAGCGCGGCGAAGCCCCUCUCGGGGGGGGCGGCUGCGGGGCCGAGAGCCGGGCCGAGGCCCCCGCCGGUGCUGCUCCGCCGCCGCGUGGCCAGGGGCGCCUUCGCCAGCCAUGCCUCCCCGCGCGCCGCCCGCCGCCGCCGCCUGGCUGCUCCCGCUGCUGCUCCUGCUCGCCGCCACCGCCGCCUCGGCCGAGCCGCGCUCGCGAAGUUGCUCCGAAGUCAAGCGGCUCUACGUGGCCAAGGGCUUCAGCCAGACCGAGGCGCCCAGCCACGAGAUCAACGGUGAUCACUUGAAAGUCUGCUCACAAAGCUACACAUGCUGCUCUCAAGAAAUGGAAGAGAAAUACAGCCAGCAGAGCAAACAUGACUUCAGAAAUGCUGUUUUUGAACUUAGCAAUAAUUUGCAAGCGACCUUCAGUGCCAGAUACAAAAAGUUUGAUGAAUUCUUCAGAGAACUUCUUGAAAAUGCAGAAAAAUCCUUGAACGAUAUGUUUGUAAGGACUUAUGGCCUCCUGUACAUGCAGAAUUCAGAAAUGUUUAAGGACCUCUUUGUGGAGCUGAAGAGAUACUACACAGACGGGAAUGUCAACUUGGAGGAGAUGCUCAAUGACUUCUGGGCCCGUCUCCUGGAGCGUAUGUUCCGCCUAGUCAACCCCCAGUACCAUUUCUCUGAUGAGUACCUGGAAUGUGUGAGCAAAUACACGGAGCAGCUGAAACCAUUUGGAGACGUUCCACGGAAGUUGAAACUGCAGGUGACGCGAGCGUUUGUGGCAGCUCGCACCUUUGCACAAGGCCUGGCAGCAGCAAGAGAUGUCAUCGGCAGAGUUUCAGCGGUUAACCCAACACCGCAGGGGGUUCACGCAUUGCUGAAGAUGAUGUACUGUCCCUACUGCCGCGGUUUAGUUGCUGUGAAGCCGUGCUACAACUACUGCUUCAAUGUCAUGAGGGGCUGUCUGGCCAAUCAAGGAGAACUGGACACAGAGUGGAACAAUUUCAUAGACUCCAUGCUGAUGGUGGCUGAAAGGCUGGAGGGUCCCUUCAACAUAGAGUCAGUCAUGGACCCAAUUGAUGUGAAGAUCUCCGAUGCCAUUAUGAACAUGCAAGAGAACAGCCUGCAGGUGUCUCAGAAGGUUUUCCAAGGAUGUGGGCAGCCCAAAAUGCUCGUGCAAAGUCGGGCAUCUCGCUCUAUCUCAGAAAGUAGCUUCAGUGCUCGUUUUAGGCCGUACAACCCAGAGGAGCGACCAACAACAGCAGCUGGCACGAGCUUAGAUCGGCUGGUGACAGAUGUGAAAGAAAAACUGAAGCAAGCAAAAAAGUUCUGGUCCUCUCUUCCUGGCAACAUCUGUAAUGAUGAGAAGAUGGCCGCUGACAACGUCAAUGAAGAAGAGUGUUGGAAUGGAAGCAACAAAAGCAGGUACAUCUUUGCGGUGACAGCAAAUGGCCUAGCCAAUCAGGCAAACAAUCCUGAAGUGCAGGUUGACACCUUGAAACCAGACUUAAUGAUUCGUCAGCAAAUUAUGACUCUUCGAAUCAUGACCAGUAAAAUGAAAAAUGCUUACAAUGGGAAUGAUGUAGACUUCAUUGAUAUAAGUGACGAUGCCAGUGGAGAAGGCAGUGGAAGUGGUUGUGAGUUACAGCAGUGUUCCCCAGAAUUCGUGUUCAAUGCAACAGAAGUAAUACGGGAUACCAAGAAAGCAGACAAAGAGUUGGACGAUUCUGCCACCAACGUGGGCCUGUCAGAAGCUGCCUUGCUUCUUAGCGUUUUCUCAUUCCUGGCUGUACAAAGACAGUGGAGAUAACCAUUCCCCCCCCUUUUUUUUUUUUAGAAUUGGAGAGGGGAGAAAAAAAUGACUCUUCUUUAAAAAAUAGAAAAAGGCACCUGAUUUCACUUUUAUACCAUCUAGAGACUUUUGGGGGGAGGGGGAAAGGAUUGUUUGUAAGUUAACGGACAGCAAUGUACAGUUUUGUUUUGUUUUUGUUAAGUUGCCACUGGUUUUUAAUAAGUUUUUCCUUCUUUCUCUCUCUCCCUCUCUCAUAUUUUUGGAAAUGGGAGAGAAAAGCAAACAGGAAUUUGGACCUGUUAGUCUGACCUGUUUACUGAGAUGCCACAAUAAAUGUGGUUAACAGAGUGUACAUACAGGCCUGUAGUUAGCAAUGCUUUUGUCUUGUGGUAUUUUUGUUUUUAAAUCAAAAUUCUCUGUCAUCUUCCCCAUUCCCCAACCUUUUUAACUUUAUUUUAUCCUAUUUCAUACAAAACCCCCUCCAGAUUCCUGUUUUGGCAUGUAUUGAGCCCGUCUUUCUGGGGGGAAAAAUGAAAUUAUCUGUACAGAAGCAAAAGGUUUUUUUUUUAAUUUAUCAUAUUUCAUGGAGAAAGAAACUGCCUAUCAAGCAACAGAAAGUGCUUUGUGUAGUGGAGUUCCCACACAUAUCCAUUACGUUAGAUGCCUUAUCUUAAGAGAAAAGUAGAGCUAAUCUUUUGGGGGUUACCAACUUUUAGAACAGAAUGUGAAGGCUUGGCUUUAUAACCUUGUUUGAUGCUGUAGAAAGAAUUACCUCGACCCUCCUCCCCCACGCAAAUUAUUCAGCUGCAUUUUUGGGUUAUUGGGUUAGAUGCGUGGGGGGCGGGGAAUCAAUGCAAUUCUAGCUACUGGCUAUUCCUUGAGGCCCAUCCGGGUGUCUCUCAAGAGCAUACCUAUUAAUGGGUCUCUGACACAGGCUUAUCACUAGAACAUCCACUGUGUUACCUUCUUAUAAAUGUUCUUGCAGAGGAUGUAAGAGCCAGUCUGCCAGUCCUGCCUGCAAGCUGGAAUAUUGAAAAGAUCCUUGUUAAAGCAUGGUUUCACCCACCCAACAGAGGCAUGAUAGAGGCAGGAGCAUGGCAGGAAUGGAUUCUUGGGAAACAAGUGAGGCUGUGAUAUUUCACCUGAAGGGAGAUCAGUCCCACACAGGGAGUGUAAACUGCAUGCUGAGAUUUUCACUUCUCUCUGUGCUUAUCUGCUCCCUACAGGAGCUCUGCCACAGAAAGUGGUGGCAGCUAAAAUAAUUGUACAUAUUUUUAUUUGUAUUUUUAAAGGAAUUAAAUUGCUUUAAAGGAAUAACAGGUAUAAGUCUGCAAAAAAGAACUAAAAAUUGUUCUGGAAAUUUUUCCUACCUUAAACAGAUGUUGGCAUCCAGUAGAGUCCCUCCGUCUCCAAAAGCAUGUGACCCAAUAGAAAAAGAGAGAGAGAAUGAUGGACAGAUUUAUUACAAUCCAGCCUUGUAUUCUGAGGUUGGGUUGAGCUAUUUUCUCUCCUAUUUUUAUACUGAAACAUUAAUUAGCUCAGGGUCAGAAUUUUUGUUCACACACCAAAUUCCUGUAGAACUUUAAAGAUAAAAUAGGCUUGGCUGAUACUACAAUAAACCAAUCCCAGAGGCAUCAGAUUUCUAGAAGUUUCUAGCCAGUUAUUUAUUUUUUUAAAAAACAAAAAAAUAUGUUCUAUAACUCAACAAGGCAUUUUCUGGCUAGGUGUUUGGGGUUUGUUUUCUUUUCUUUUGUAGAAACCCAGUCAUAAAUGCAUAAAAUGUGGCGGGGGGGGGGGGAGUUAUAAAUUUGUCCAUGGGAAGGAUUGUAAAUAGUUGCAUUGCUUUUGCAAGGAGUUGGAAAAUGGUGCCGAUGACCAAGAAACUACCUCAGUUCUGAGGAAUUUCCUUUCUAGCUGUUUUUUUGAGUGCUAUUACACUGACUUGGUAGAAAUGAAACUCGGGCCUUCAGUACGCUGCCAAAGGGAGUUAUCCCCUGCAGAUCUUGUUAGAUUGCUUUUAAUUUAAAGCAUCGAACCAAGUCCAGCUGUUUUUCUUGCAGCUCUGUUCCCUGACAAAGGGGUGGGGGGGGGGGCUGAUGAUGGUUUCCAUGACUCCUAAUGAACUGGAUUUGGCCAUGUUCCUUUCCCCCCAAUUGUCUUUUUUAAUUGUUUUAAAUGGGCUUAUUAUGAAUGUCAGUUGUGAAAUAACACAAGCCAACCUUAAAUGCAGAGAUUUCUUGUGCUGUUAUUUUAGUAGGGUCUAACUGGAUAAUUUAGGGGGUGGGGAGAGUUAUGGUUAACAAGCUUGCCAAUAAGAUUAAGUGGGUUGUGGGGAAAAGAUUGUGAAGGGGGGGGGUAGGCACAAUAAAACUUAGUAGAGUUGAGAGAUCAAAAUGGUAUGGAGCAAGCAUUAUCUAUGGAAGAAUAAACCUUUCUGGAUUCACCAGCUUGGGCUGAAUUAAGACCUGGUUCACAGACUUGUUUGUCAGAUGGUUGUGAAGUCAAGAUCAGCAAAUGGUGGCUUGCAUGUGUGAAUGAGCGAGCACCAAUGAACAUCACACAUAUAACUUCCAUGGCAAAAAAGGUUCAGCUGUCUUGUUGUGAAGAACAGGAGAGUCAGAGAUAUCAAGUGACUUGCAUGGUUGUGUGAACCAGCCUAGAUGGUUUUCCUUGUUUCUGUUUUUUAAAGACUUUAUAUGUUCACUUUUUCUUUUGGCUUUACAAAGCAGACAGCCCUCUUCAUGUACGGAACAACCUCCCCCUCAUUUUCUAUUUAUUGUUUUUUUAAUGAAUGGCUUACUAAUUAUUAUUCAUCAGGUUCUGUUUUAGUAAGAGCAGGGGAAAAGACGUGGUUGUCUGAGCCCAAUAUAAAUGUAAAUAUGACAGAAUAUGGCUUUGUUUAGAAGAUUGCAUUCUUAAGGUCUGUGUGUAUAUGUAACACAGAAGCCUAGAAAUUUGUUGAGGAUCAUUACUUGUAGUAUGGGGUCAGGUUUAAUAGUUCAAAUGUAUAAGUUUCACCUUUCUUUCUGUUACAUAGUUCUAGACGUUACAGAUCCUGCAAGAAGCUUCAAAACCUGCCAGGUUGCAUUAUCUGCCUCAGUAGUGGGGGCUGGAGAAAGAUGUGAAUGUUUUUUUCUGCUCAUAGUGCAUGAGCAAUGCUGUUUCUGAUCCAGUUCUUUUCCAUAUAGUAAUAAUAAUCGCUAAUGUUUGUACAGCAUGUUGAGCAUUCAAACUGUUUCUUAUAUACUAUCACAGUGAUUCUUACAACCGUACAGGAAGAUGGCAUUAUCCCCAUAUUGCAAAUGAAUCCAAGUGACUUGCUUAAGAUCACCUAGUAACCUGGUGACUUGGAUCCCAUCUAAAUGUCUCAGUCGCUACAUUACUCCAAAUCCAUUAAGUGAUCUUGCUGAAUCAGUCCAACUAGAUGGUCAUUCUGUUUGCAACAGCAGCCAGGCUGGGCAGGAAUGUGAAAACUAUCCCCUGUUGUCUAGCUUCUGGAACUCCAGAGGUACACUACCCCUACACAUGGAGUUUUCACUGUUUCAUACAACCUCCAGCAUUCUCAGUCCUGAUUUUUCAUGCUUAUGUUUCUGUGUGUGUUCACACGCUUACUCCUUCUAUUCUUUCUGUUAUUGAGACUCUGGCAGCAAUUUCUGCUGUUGACACUAGCCAUUAAAAAAAAUUAAGAACACAUCUUAUGUGCUGUAAACAACCAUGUACAUUGAAGUAGUCUCAGUAAUAAGCUAACAUGAAAAUUUGAAGAAGAAAAACUGGUUUCAGAAUCCACAGACACCUUGGCUUCUUAUUGGGGAACAUGAGGGUCAUAAAAAUAGAACCCCGUCAACCUCAUACCAGGCACUUAAUUGGAAAAUUUAUUCUUAAAUAAGGGAUAUAGAAAUGUUGCCCUUUUUCAUCUCCAUUUUUGUAUGGUACUGCUAUAAGGCUUUUUGCUUUUCGCAUUUUCAUUGCCAGCAUUCCUGACUUGUUCAUUUUCAUUUACUGCACUUUAUAGUUAAUAUGCUAUUUUUACACAAUUGCCUGAAAAAUGUGUAAACUUAGUUGGCAAAAUUUGGUGCACACAAACAAAACUGAAAAUAAAGGCUCGUGCUCAAUUCACAGAACAGAGGUACACAGCCAAAAUGAGGGUUUUCAAGUCAGAAUGAUGGGGCUGUGAAACUCAGUAAUAUUACUGUUCAUUAAGAGCUGAAAAUACUACUGGCCUGAUUUCCAAUUAAUUCAUUUCUUGGGGCGGGGGGGGGGGGGGGGAUACUGUAUAUACUCUCGUAUAAGCCAAGCUUUUCCAGCCCUGUUUUAAGGCUGAAAAAUGCCCCCUCGGCUUAUACACGAGUCUUGCUUACCAGCCGGCUCUUCAGGCCUCUGUCCAGGCUGGGUGUGUGUGGCCGGAACAACCUCCCUGUGGCUGCAGCAGCCACUUGUUGCUCCUUCCACCUCCCAGCUGGGUUUGGAGGUGGAGGGAGCUCCUUAUUUGGGCAAUGACAUCAGGGGGAGUCACUGCCGAAAUAAGGAGCUCCCUCUGCCUCCCAGCUUCCCACCUUCGGCUUAUAGGUGAGUCAAUAGGUGUCCCCAGGUUUUGCUAGUAAAAUUAGGUGCCUGGGCUUAUACACGAGUCGGCUUAUACACGAGUUUAUACGGUGUAUGAUUUCUGAAGAAAACGCUAAAUAUCCCAGAUAAGAGAAUGGGAGAAGUGGUACCCAGAAAGACGUAUGAUAGGCUAAAGCAGGCCGGCCAGUGAACUCAUUGGGGAGGGCAGAGGCUAUCCUUUCAGACCAAGGGGACAGAAAGCAGCAUGGGGUGAUAUCAGGAUAAGCAAAACCGGUGAUAUGGUUGUGGUUCCAGCACAUCGAUGGGGUUGGCUAGCCUUUGCCAUCACUGUAUAGAGUGAAGCAUAUCAUUGGGAAUGAGGAGGGAGUGGAGCAGAGAGUUAGAAAGGGAGGACUCCAAACAAUGAGGGUAGGUCCAGUUAUUGGGCCAUGCUGUUAAGGGUUGGUGGUGCAGUGGAGUUGGGAAAGAUGGGGUAAGCCUGAGGGAGUAAGCUUAACUGCUGAAGGGAAGAGGCUGGCCGGUUGCCAGUUGUGUGAGUUUUUAUACACAAAAGACAAUGAAGUUUGCAACAGUUGCCUCAGGGUGAUCCCACCUCCUAGUCUCCUCCAGCCCUCGGCCUGCAAACAACCACACCCAUCCCAGUCACAGGCUCCUUAGAACACACUCACAAAAUCUUUUACAAUUCAGAAGGAUUCCAUGGCAGAAAUGGGGAGUUGCUGUGGCUUUCUCAAGCUUCCACUCUAGAAGGAUAUCUCUCUGGAGAAUCUGAAGAGAGCUUUUCUGCAAUAACAAAAAGGGAGCCUUAUAUUUAUUGAAGCAUACAUUUUUUAAAAAUUUCUUCUCAGCUUCUUUUUUGUGAUGUGUGAAGUGUAACCCCAAUGCAUAGACAGAUACUCAAAAUGGGGGGUGGGUGGGUAUUGCCAACAGGCCAGGAAAUACCAGAGGUCUAGCUGCUGAUGUUUAUAUAUGAAACUGCUAAGUAUACAAGAUGAGCACACAACCAUUCACAAAUGGUUGCAUUUUGUUAGGCUAGUUUAGCUCAACCUGUAGUGGCUGAGGAAGGCGUUUCUCUUUUAAAGCUCUGGUAACUCAAUUAAAACUCUGAAUUCAUCAGCUUAUCAUAGGAGCCUCCAUUGAAGUUCCUUGGUUGAAGAAUGUGAACUUUCAUAUCAGCAGCAGAGCAUCCCAGACAAGUGAAAUGUUCUUCCGCUUGUUUCUGAAUACGUUGCUAAUUUUAACUGGCUGAGAUUUUGUUUCAAGCAUUUGAUGGAGUGGGCCUUGGCCUAUGAAAGCUUGUGCCACAAUAAAUUUCUAAAGUUUUUAA
Molecule: messenger RNA, 7945 nt
Organism: Sphaerodactylus townsendi
Lineage: Eukaryota; Metazoa; Chordata; Lepidosauria; Squamata; Sphaerodactylidae
Gene: GPC4
Product: glypican 4
Exons: 9
Coding region: 388-2076 (562 amino acids)
Biological process (GO): regulation of protein localization to membrane; regulation of signal transduction; cell migration
Cellular component (GO): cell surface; extracellular region; synapse
Source: RefSeq, a predicted model, not a curated record